AUGGCCUUCAUGAGCAAGGCGGUGCUCCUCGCUCUCGUAGUAGCGUGGGGAGCAUCCUUUUAUCAAAUCUAUCUCAAAGAUCUUCUUGUAGUUACCUUCGGUGUUGGUCGGGCGAUGCAAGAUAUAGAUGAGUUUCCGUAUUCUUGCCGGCGUGUCGAGCAUCCUAGGCUGGAGGCCUGUGAGGACAUCUGGCUUGACGAUAAGGGACGCACGUUGUAUGCGGCAUGCGCAGGAACAUCAGGAAGGAUGGCUUGGAACCAGGCGAUGAAUCAAGUCAAUGCGACUGGACGUCGAGCUGGGGGCUCUGAACUCAUCGCUCUAGACAUUGACAAUCCUGGAGCGAAUGGUCUCUUCAAUCUUCGGUCUAUCAAGCCAACCGGUAAUUAUAGAGGAGCCACGGGUAACAUGGAUCUUGAUCUCCUCGGUUUCGACGCCCUCAUCUUGGAUGAAGAUACUAUCCAAUUCUAUUUUGUCAACCAGCGCCCUCCUGUUGGACCAUCCAACGAUAUCAUCGACGCAUUCAAGACGGGCGAUAACUCCACCAUCGAGGUUUUCGAGACGAAGAGAGGCCAGGAAACCAUGCGCCAUGUCCGCACUGUCUUCUCGAGUGAAAUUUGGACCCCGAACAGAGUUGCAACGUUAAGCGAUGGAUCGGGUGCGUUCCUCGUAACCAACGAUCACUCCGUAAAACUCGGCCUGCGCCGUGAAUUCGACUACUUCAUCGGCGGCGGAAACGUCGCAUACUGCUCUAGCACCGGACCCUGCCACUCCGCCUAUUCUGGCAACGAAGUCGACGAAUCAACCCUCAAGCCCACCGCCACGCCAGACUCCCCCUCCUACAUGCCUUAUCUCAAGCAGGCUCUAAGCUUCAUCAUCCCCAAACCAAACCUCAAAUUCCCCAACGGCCUCACGCGCGGCCACGACGGCCUCUACUACGUCCCCAGCGCCAUUGACGGCCAAGUCCGCGUCUUUGCUCUCGAGCCCCAAAACAACAACACGCUUCAUCUUCUCAACACCAUUCACGUCGGUAUGCCGCUUGACAACAUCUCACCCGACGCAAACGGCGAUUUGUACGUCCCUGGAUUCCCGAGCCUAGCGCAGACCGGCAAGUCGUUUUCCGAUCCGUACAAUGAGAUUUCGCCCGUAACUAUCUGGCGUAUUCGCAAGACGGGGGAUCAGGGUACGGAGAGUGGGAAGUACAAGGUUGAAAAGGUGAUUGAGGAUAAGGAGUCCAAGGUUUUGAGUGGGAGUACGACUGUAAGACAUGAUGUCAAGACUGGACGACUUUUUGUUAGUGCUGCUGUACAUCCUUUUCUUGUGGUUUGUGAGCCGCGCGAGUAA
This is a messenger RNA of Bipolaris victoriae FI3, 1341 nucleotides long. RefSeq lists its product as hypothetical. The transcript has 4 exons. Bases 1 to 1341 code for a protein of 446 amino acids. NCBI's taxonomy places the organism in Eukaryota, Fungi, Ascomycota, Dothideomycetes, Pleosporales, Pleosporaceae. The record is from RefSeq and is a predicted model, not a curated record.